Molecule: messenger RNA, 987 nt
Organism: Penicillium argentinense
Lineage: Eukaryota; Fungi; Ascomycota; Eurotiomycetes; Eurotiales; Aspergillaceae
Product: SEC14 family lipid-binding protein
Exons: 3
Coding region: 1-987 (328 amino acids)
Source: RefSeq, a predicted model, not a curated record
AUGGCUGAAAAGGCUUUGCCCACCGACCCCAAGUACGACCAGUACGACUUCCCCACCACCGCGCCGGAACCCCAGUCUGGCCACCCCGGCCACACCACCCCGGAACAGGAUGCGCAGGUGUACCAGCUGCGCUCAAUGCUCGAGCAAGAGGGCUACACCCAGCGCCUCGACACCUUGACUCUGCUCCGCUUCCUACGCGCCCGCAAGUUUGACGUCAAUCUCGCCAAGCAGAUGUUCGUCCACUGCGAGAAGUGGCGCAAGGAGUUCGGCACCGAUAACCUACCCGCCACCUUCGAGUACCCGGAAAAGCCCGAGGUGUUCAAGUACUACCCUCAAUACUAUCAUAAGACCGACAAGGAUGGCCGCCCGAUCUACAUCGAAAAGCUGGGCAAGAUCGACCUGAACGCCAUGUACAAGAUCACCACUAGCGAGCGCAUGCUGCAGAACCUUGUCACCGAGUACGAGAAGUUGGCCGACCCUCGUCUGCCCGCCUGCUCGCGCAAGGCCGGCAAGCUCCUCGAGACCUGCUGCACCAUUAUGGAUCUGAAGGGCGUCGGUGUCACCAGCAUCCCCUCCGUGUAUGGCUACGUCCGCCAGGCCUCCGAGAUCUCCCAGAACUACUACCCCGAGCGUCUGGGCAAGUUCUACCUGAUCAACGCUCCCUGGGGAUUCAGCUCCUUCUUCAAUGUCGUCAAGGGCUUCCUGGACCCCGUCACCGUCAAGAAGAUCCACGUCCUCGGCGGCGGAUACCAGAAGGAACUGCUGGAUCAGGUCCCCGCUGAGAACCUGCCCGUUGAGUUCGGCGGUUCCUGCAAGUGCGAGGGCGGCUGCGAGUUGUCCGACAUGGGCCCCUGGCAGGAGGCCGAGUGGGCUCGCGAGCCUGCCUGGGCCGCCAAGGAGGGUGCAGAUGCCACUAUCGAGAACGCCGACCCCGGCUACGAGAAGAAGGAUGCCGAGGGCCAGGAGGGUGUGCAGACCAGCGCAUAA